AUGGAUUUGAAAGAAUACGCAAAAAUGUCUUUAAAAAAUCAAAACGAAAAUAAUGAUAAGUCAAGUGAUGGUUACUAUAAAACCCAAUUCAUUGAGAUCACACAAAUAGGCCACUCGUCGUCAUUUGGAAAAAUAUUUGCCGUCAAAAGAGUAGAAUUUGAGGAUUUUAGUGAAGAAGAGAAACAAAAAAUUCUGAAAGAAGUGAAAAUAUUAUCAAAACUGGACUUAAAUUUUGUGGUUAAAUAUCACAACUCAUGGCUUGAGUCCAAUCAUCUCUAUAUUCGGAUGGAGUUCUGUCCGCAAAGUCUUCGAGAUUUUAUUGACAACAAAGUGAUUGUCUUCGAGAGACAACCGGAAGACCACAUGAAUAGUGUUUUUGAAUAUUACAUUUCGUGUGAAAUAUUCAAAGAAAUCUUAAGGAGUGUUCAAUAUCUCCACGAAUGCAAACCUCCUGUCAUUCAUAGGGAUCUAAAACCCGAGAAUAUAUUAAUUUCAGCCAAUAUUAUGUCUAAUCGUUGUGUAAAACUGUGUGACUUUGGUUUGGCUACUGUUCACAACAUCGAUGGUAACACUUCCAGCCGAUACGACCACUCAGUUUGUGGUACUUUAAAAUAUAUCGCACCCGAAGUAUACAGUCGUAAAUAUAACCAUUUGGCAGAUAUGUAUAGCCUCUAUGUAAUCGGUGAACAAUUGUUUAGUAUUGAUUAUCAAGCCUCGACAUCAUUUGAUGCCAAGGAAUCGGUGUUUAGAACAUCCAUGCAGUGUAUGUAUCGGACACUUCUGGCAAUGAUGUCAACACCCAAUUGGAGACAAAGACCUGAGUGUCGAGAAGUGUUGGCCAAACAUAACGAGUGGUCCAUUGAUAAGAGUGUUGUCACUAAUCAUAAGGAAUUCAAUUCA
This is a messenger RNA of Medioppia subpectinata, 900 nucleotides long. The record is from the annotation of a GenBank genome assembly. Lineage: Eukaryota; Metazoa; Arthropoda; Arachnida; Sarcoptiformes; Oppiidae.